AUGCCCGAAGAAAAUAAACCCAUAAAAGUUAAAAUUAUUAGCAUGGGAGAUGAAGACACGGGGAAGACCUGUCUGAUCAAACGGUUUUGUGAGAAACGUUUUGUUUCAAAGUACUUACCAACGAUCGGUAUAGACUAUGGUGUAUUCAGAACCAAGGUAGGAAACAAUGAGCUACGCGUUGAUAUAUUUGACAUGUCUGGAAAUCCUUCAUUUUACGAUAUUCGAAAUGAAUUCUAUAAAGAUACAAAUGGUGCUAUUUUGACUUUUGACGUAACAAACAGAAAAACAUUUGAAAAUCUGAUUCGGUGGGUUCAUGAGUUGCAUUUCGAAUCCGGUGAAGCUAAUUCGGUUUCAUCUCCAGUCAUAAUUCUUUGUGGUAACAAGGUAAUGCUACAUUUGUCGAUUACUGAGUUUACUUAAAUUCGUCGAACCAGUUCUUUUUACAGAUUUAGCUUAUUUUACCUAGUUUGAGUGCAAAUAUAUGUCAUGAUGUUUAGUUAUACGAUUUCACUCCGUGUAUGUAAUACCUAAAGUUAGGCAUGCUAGGUUCGGCUUAUAUAAAAGAAUGAUCAGAUCAAUUUGUCGGGAAGUUGUUUCGCUUUAUGACUUUCCAUCCUUUUUCACAAUUUUUACAUAUUUCUUUAUGCUACGAUGUAAUUGGCUCGGUUUGUCUUCUCAAGGAAUUCAGUAGGAAUUAAUGUGUUUCAGCACAUUGACACAUAGAAUAGCUGUUAUAUAAAUAAUCUUAUUGAUUGUGUUAGUAAGUUAAUGUUUCCAGAAUGCUUAUCUAUACUUUUUUGACGCUUUCUAUAAGUAUCAUAGUUCUUUUGAACAUAUUUCACUCACUUAUCUUCACAAAGUUUAUCUUAAGGAAUAAGUAAAAGACGCAGUCAGUUAGAAAAGUUGGAACUCACUGAUGCACAUAUUGUAGUCAUUUUCGUGAGGAGAAGAGCACUUUUCAGCAUGUUUCUACAUCAACGCUUAUAAUUAUAUCGAACAAUCCCUGUUUAACUUAACAGAAUUGAGUUAUUUUGAAUAUAAUUGUGUUAACUCUUUUCAACAAGAUCAGUCUAUAAAGGUUGAUAAAGCGCCAAGAGCAGUGAGUUAUUAUGAAGUAUCUGAAUGGGCAGCAAUACAUCAGUAUCCAUACCUUGAAACAUCCGCACUUAGUGGUCAUGGAGUUACAGAAACUUUUAAUACUUUAUUUGAAAGUAUUAUUAAUCCAGAAAUCUAUCAAUCUUAUAUACCGAAUCAUGUUCAUUUUCAUCAAAAUUCAAAUAAUCCUACAUAUCAAGAAGUGAAUUCUAUACAUCAUAAUUCAACAAUGAAUAUUCCAAAAUCAAAUUCAAAAUUGAAUCAUUCAUUUAAACAAUUCAACAUGCCUUCUUCACCAUCAUCAACCGCUUCAUUUAAAUCAAAUCAAAAUGAACCAUGUAAAAUGACAUAUCAAAAUCUUUUAGAAAUAAAUCGUAUUAAAAAUGCUAAAAAUAAUUAUGAACGAUUAGGGAUUAGUAUGACAGCUAGUAGCGAAGAAAUUCAAAAAGCAUUUCGUCGUUUAGCCUUUAUUGUACAUCCUGAUAAAAAUAAUACUCCAGGCAGUGAAGAAGCUUUCAAAAUAUUGGUAAAAGCAAAAGAUUCUUUACUUUCAUUAUCAAAUGGAUCCAGUUGGUUCAGUUCUAAAGUUUAAUUGUAGCGAAUGUUUUGUUUUCCUCAUAAUAAUUUGUUAUUAUUGACAUUUCAUAAACUGUGAUACUUCUUGUGAAUGACAUCCUUUCUAUGAAUCAUAUGUAGGUCUGAUUAUUUUGAUAUAAAAUAUUAACUACUUGUAAGUAGGACAAUUUAUUUUGCUAAAUAUUUUCACCAUGAUUUAUGUACUUAUUAUGAAUGAAGUCUAUUUGUACACUGAAUAUCAACAAUACUUAUUCGUAGAUUUGUAUUUGCAUUACCAGAUAGAAAUUGUUGUGAUAUACCAUACUUUAAAGUAUUACUGAUCACUUCUAAAAUUUGAAUUGUAGGUUACUAAGAAUACUUUUUUUGACAUUAACGAAUCUAUACUGUUAUAUCAAGUGAAUUAACCAAAAAGUAGUAUUGUAACUAGGUGGAUGAUGUUCAAUAAGCAUUUCCUAGAGAGUAUGAGAUCAAUUAUUUUCCACUGAAUGGUGUGAACAGGAUUGUAAGUGUUGGGACGGCUUCCGAGAAUUACAACGGAGCCUCAAGAGACCCUUAAGGAACCUAAGUUUCCAUCUGACCAGAACGUGACGGAGCUUUCUAGAA
This is a messenger RNA of Schistosoma haematobium, 2274 nucleotides long. RefSeq names its product DnaJ sub C member 27, variant 2. The transcript is spliced from 6 exons. The record is from RefSeq and is a predicted model, not a curated record. NCBI's taxonomy places the organism in Eukaryota, Metazoa, Platyhelminthes, Trematoda, Strigeidida, Schistosomatidae. Bases 1 to 420 code for a protein of 139 amino acids. Gene Ontology annotation, molecular function: GTPase activity; GTP binding.